Molecule: messenger RNA, 5401 nt
Organism: Prorocentrum cordatum
Lineage: Eukaryota; Dinophyceae; Prorocentrales; Prorocentraceae
Source: the annotation of a GenBank genome assembly
AUGGGCUGCGGCGGCCCCAGCCAAGGAGCGGACUGGCGCAGCGCUGCCCCGUGGCACACGCGGCAGCACCAACCACAUGGCGGCUGGCAGCGGCGCACGCCCAGCAAGCCAAGGCAGAGGCAGACCAGCCAGAAGAGGCGUGGGGAGUACAUCGUCUGCCCGCAAUGCCCGCCAGGCGAGAGCUGGGUGCACACCAAACGUGCGGGCACCCCAGGAUGGGAGGGCUGCGAGACCUGCACCUACAAGUGGCCCAAGCAUGCCGACAUCACGGACACGGACAAGCUGGCAGCGAAGCAGGCUCUGGCGACGCUCGGACUGGACGAAGACAACCUCCGUGCGAUGCAGGCAGCCGAGACGCUGGCCAUGCCCCCUGCCUUGGUGCCUGCACCGGCGGAGCCUGCCAGCCCAGAGCCCAAGCUGGGGGAGCGCUUGGAGGCCGCAGCGCUGCGCUGGAGACAGGCCCAGCAGUCCCAGGAGAAGAUCACUGGCCAGCUCGCGCAGCUGGACAAGCGCAGGCAGGAGAUGCUGGGUAAACUCGACGAGACCACAGACGAGGUCAUUGAUGCCAAAAUACAGCUCGACGAGCUCCAGAGCGAGGUCAACAAGGCGGGAGGGGGCUCCCCCGCGCCACCGCCCCUGCAGCAGCAGCAGGAUGCCGAAGACCCAUGGGGUGACGUGCCCGAGCUCUCGGAGCAGGACCUUGAAUUCCUGGACCCCGAGGCCAAGACCACAUGCGCCCAUGCCGCAGCGCUCGCGCGGCAAGCCAAGGAGGUCUACAGUGCCGCCAAGGACCAGAGCACUUCUAUCAAACAUCUCGCCGUCACCCUCAAGGAGCUCCAGGCCAAAGUCACCGCCAAGAAGCGCCGCCGUGUGGGAGACGGAGAAAGAGGAGACACAGAGGAGGCCAAGGUCGAGGUCAAUGAGGAAGCCGCAGAGGUCCCCAUCGACUGCGCCAAGUGCGACUUCUCCAACGCCGAGGACGUCAAGAAGUACCUCAACCAGACCUCAACCAUCAAGGCCAGGCAGCGCGAAGCCAAAGCCCAGGAGGUGGCAUCCAAAGAGCAGGACGACAAGGGUAAGCAAGCAAGGUCGGGCGCCAGCGCGGGCGGCUGGGGCCAGCCUGGCAUCGCCGUGAACAACAGCACUGCAGCGAGCGCAGCCGCCGCACAGGAGGCCCACAGGCUCGAGGAGACGGAGACCGCCAGACAGGCCUUGCAAGUAUUCUUCGGCAACUGCAGCCAGUACAACGACGCAGCGAAAGCUUUCGUGGAGGGAGCGCAAUGCUAUGACCUCAUUGGCCUUUCGGAGCACCACCUUGCACGCCCCCAGCGCGACGCCGAAGAGCAGAGGCUGCGCCGAUACGGGCGGCGCCCCCUGCACUCCUGGACGCCUGCCACCAGCAGCCGCCGCGCAGCCGAGCGACCAGGUCAAGCAGAACGCAGAGAGGGCACGCAUGGGGGCACCCGUUGGCUACGCCGCAAUGACCUUAAUACCUUCUGCCGCCUGCCUGACAAGACGGGCAAGGGUGCGUUCCACAACCAGCUUAACGAUGCCACGGUCGCACUCAUCCGCCUGCGCCACUGCACCCUUGCGUUCAUCAGUUGUUGCCUGAACUGCAGCAACGGGCUUGCGGGCAACAGUGGCACAAAGCUGGGCAACAUCCUCAGAGUCACCAGGUCGCUUGGGGUGCCGUGGAUCAUGGUCGGGGACUUCAACUGCACACCAGAGGAGAUGGCUUCGCCCCGCUGGCCGCAGGCGCUCAAGUGCAAGAUCCUGGCACCAGAUGCUGACCUUACUUGCGCCAGCGGCAAGGGCCGAGUCCUUGAUUACCUGAUAUAUUCCCACUCAGCCAGACCUUUCAUCAAAUCAGUCGACGUCGUGCGACAGGUUCCGUGGGGGCCGCGCCUUGGGCUGCGCAUCCAACUUGCGGCCAGACCUGGCGAGGUCCAAGUCCGCAUCCCGCGGCUCCCCAGGAAGUUCGAAAUCCCGACCGUUGAGACGCAGAUCACCAAAGGAGUCAAGCGGGCACAGCGAGACAGGCAGCAGUACGAAGCGGCAGUCGAGGAAGGACUGGAUCACGACGAGCUCGCCGACAUCCAGCACUUGUUGAGCGAGACCUACACCAAAAAGCACCCUGCCUUCUGCGCCGACGACGCGUGGGCCAACGCCAAGGAAUACGCCGCCCAGUGCCAGCUGGGGGAGCCCCCGCCCUGGGCCCAGAGCUCCCUAGCGUACAGAGCCAGCCCAGUCUGCGCGAACAGAUUGGGCGACAAGUACGGACACUGGGCAAUGGCGGCGGAAAAGAUGCUCGCAGACCUAUGCCGACUGACCGAGCUCAAAAAGGUAUGCCUCAAGACCAAGGGCACUUCUGGACAGCGUGCUGCCAUCGAGCACGUGAUCAUCCAUGCACGCAAGCAGAUUAGGGGCGGCCAGAAGGUCGCGGAUGACGACCCCAGCGAAGACAGCAUAGCUCUCCGGUCUACGGAGGCACUCGUCCACAGCCAGCGCUUACCAGACCCUGACGACGAGCAGGACGAGUGGGAGACAAUUGCAGAGGUAAUCCGCCAACGUGCGGCUUCACACAACAAGAAGGCCUGGCAGGAGACCAGAUCUGCAGUACGCCAUUGGACUGAACAAGCACUCCAAGCAUCGAUGGGCGAGGGGCACCGAUACCUCAGCAAGCCAGAGCGGAAGGACCUCAGCGAAGUCACCAUUGACCCGUUGGAUGGACACCCAGAAGGCGACCUCCAGGAAGGAGUCAACCUCCGAACGGCAGCUUGGGGCAGACGCUGGCAAAGGGACACAGACUCGCAGGAACUACAAGCAGUCAUGAAGGACCUACGCGCCAAGGCAGAAGCAGCCAACUGCAACCGACGGCCUAAUGAAGUAGUCGAUUUGGACAAAGCCCUACGCCAGUUCAAAAAGACCACAGGCAGAGGCACGGACCAGUGGAGGCCCGCUGAGCUGGCCGCCCUCCCCACCCCAGCCAGACAAGAGCUGAUCGACCUGAUCAACGACUGCGAAGCAACGCUAUCCUGGCCCCACCAAUUUUACCAUGUGUGGCACCAGCUACUCAGGAAGAAAGACAGUGCGGUCGCAGGGGAGGAAAGGCCCAUCGGGCUAUUCCCCAUCCUGGUUAGGGUCUGGGGCAGACUCACCAAGCACGAGGUGGGGCAGUGGUGCGAUGAGAGGGCAGCAUUCUGGGACGCAGCGGUGGCUGGUAGCUCUGCGCUCCAAGCUUUCACGGUCGCAGCAUGCCUGGACGAAGCAGCAGCACGCGGGCGCGCAGCUGAAGCAUGGGCAAGCUUAUUCUUGGACUUGGAGAAGUUCUACGACAACAUCAACCUGGCCAAGCUCAUCAAGAAGGCGGAUGCACUGGAGUACCCGCCCGUCGAGCUCUACUUGUGUACGCUGAUGUACGUGGCGCCACGGGUUGCGCGAGCCUCUGGCUGCAUCCACGCCAACAAUGCGGCCCGCAUGAUGCCGUACGAUAUCCUCGAGUUGGCGCACCGCACCGCGCCGAAGGCAUGGCCACGCCAGUACGUUGACGAUGUGCAGAUCCGCGCGGAGGGCGCCUGCAGCAUCGUGGGGCAGCAGAUCGCCACCAGCGCAGCGUCCAUUAUACGAAGCUGCGAGGCCGACCAGUUGCCCAUCUCUGGGAAGUCAACGCUAGUUGCAUCGCGCCCAGCUGUCCGUGACGCAGUCGGCGCUACAGCAGCUGCCAUGGGCCUCACCCUCACGCAGGCCGACGCCAUGAAGGCACGGGCCGAGGCAGCCGACAUGGCGGGCAUCAAGGCUGGGCACCGAUGCACGGCUACAGUCCUCAUCCUCACGCACGGCGACAAGGAACCGUGGACGGCCAAUGUCAUUCGUCAACUCCGCGAAUGGGUGCGCACGUGGCGAAGCAAUGAAGACCUGCGUGACCACCUCCGCGAAGCAUGGCACCGCGUGCAGAACCACCUGAACAGCGUCACCAAGCGUGGCCGCUGGAUGGCCGCCACAGGUCCCAUGGCAGCUCUCCAGCUCAUUCUCGAGAUCCUCGACUGGAAGGGACAGGUCGAGGAUGCCAUCAAGGACGCCGCUAUCAGCCUCCCCUGGAGCCAGGCGGGCAGGCACCCUGAAGGGCAAGGUCUGCAGAGAGGCGCCGACAUCUCCGCGCUCCAGAGCAGUGCGAGAUUCUUUCGCAAGCUGGAGAGGCACCAAGAGGCAGGGGCGCUCGAAGCAUCGGCAUGCGCAGCGGUUUGGACCAACCAGAAGUGCCACGCAGCAGGUUACCGCGCUCGACCAACAUGCACCCGCUGCCAGCUCAGGGUUGACGACACGCCGUUCCACAGGCUUUACGAGUGCCCAGCCACGGACGACAUCAACCACCAGUGGAUCGCCAGCACAGCGGCAUUGGCGGCCAGGGCGCGAGCAGUCAAAGACGACCCGCUUGAGCACGCCUUUUGGGUCAGGGGCAUCCUACCCAACGAAAUGUGCCCAGUCGACCCACCCCCCGACUGGGGCAGCCUCGAUGACACGCACUGGGCGGUAGGGAACUUCGGCGCGCGCAUCCGUGAAGCCCGCACGGUGGCAGCUACAGUUGCUUACACAGACGGCUCAGCCACGUCAGGCGAUAAGCGCAUCGCCCGAGCAGGAUGGGGCAUGGCGUUGGAGCUACCCGAAGACGCUGGCAUCGACAUCGACGAUUACCCAAGCUGGUUCGACAUCUUGGACGGGCCCCAGACAGUUGCAGCAACAGAGCUUGCAGCCAUCUUCUGGACGCUCAAGCUCACCCACGGACAGCUCACCAUCGUCACGGACUCCCAGAUGGUGACAGAUGGGAGGCGCAGCUACAAUUAUGCCCACCCAGAGGGUCCCCUGGCAAGAUGGUGGCAGCGCAUCCACGAUGCUAUCAGAGAGCGUGUUGGAGGCAUACGAGACGUCACCGUCAUCAAGUGCUACUCGGACAUCGACGUCACCACGAUCCAGAAAACCAGGCAGUCCAUGCGCGUCACCAGAGGGAACGAGCUCGCAGACGGGUGCGCCCAGAGAGGGGCCGAGAUUGCAGCCAACUGCGUUCCCCCUCAGGCAUUCCACACACGCAAGCAGGUCGAGGAAGAGACGGGCCACCGAAUGCACAAGCGGACCGACGGCAAGUGGGCCUGCCUCGAAUGCAGCAAGGGGCCUGGCAAGUACUCCAUCAUCGACUGGGUGCGGACGCAUGGCUGUAGUUCAUUGCCAAUGGUAGCCAACAACAGCGGACGGGCCACCAAGGUUCCCACGAUGGAGUACGCUACCCUCAUGAAACAAGGGCCGAUCCACCAGACGCACAAUAUGAGCUACCUGCACGGGCAGUGCUGGUGCUGGCGAUGUGGAGCGAUGGGAUCCCUCACCGCCGACGGCAAGAGCCGCAUGCUAC